Molecule: messenger RNA, 3092 nt
Organism: Coregonus clupeaformis (lake whitefish)
Lineage: Eukaryota; Metazoa; Chordata; Actinopteri; Salmoniformes; Salmonidae
Product: single-minded homolog 2-like
Exons: 11
Coding region: 714-3092 (792 amino acids)
Biological process (GO): regulation of transcription by RNA polymerase II
Molecular function (GO): protein dimerization activity; DNA-binding transcription factor activity, RNA polymerase II-specific; RNA polymerase II transcription regulatory region sequence-specific DNA binding
Source: RefSeq, a predicted model, not a curated record
UGGGCUUGCUUUCGUUAUUCAAACGAUUAAAAUGAGCGUUUGAUUUACGCAAAUGAAUACACAUUCACACCGAUGAGGUAAAGCGAAUCCAACCAAAUCGUUUUUUGAUGGUGUGCUUAAACUUUAGAGAUUUUCUGAUACUUCAAGGGAGUAUUUUCUGUCUAAACGGGGCGUUCAUCAAUGUGAUAUUUGACAGCCUACGUAUUCCGUUGUUUACUCGCUCAGUAGAGAGCAACCUGUUUCUCAUGCCACCACAUGGAGACUGAAGGGAACCUACCCAAGAUGUGUCCUCACAGACUCUUUUGAAUGAAACGUAGCCGAAUCGAAGAAAGGCUUUUCAAAUGAUUACAGGGCACUGGUAACUUUAACGUUGUUUACCACAUACACUGUGUUGUGCACAGGCGUCGCAAAACAAUGUUUUGGAGACCAACAUUUCGAACAUUCAUUACAUAUCCACAUGUAGGCUUAAGGUUUUAACAUUUAAUUGGAAUGAACUACAUGCAACAGGUUGUUUUCAAUCUACAAGGAGACAGGAGAGGGAUUAUUUUUCAUUAGAUCAUUCAAGAAAUGAGAAUGAAUAUGUUACAAUAUCGUUAUGAUCUAAUUGCUAAGUGCAUUUUCUGAUUCAAAGAUAAAAAGGCUAAAUCUACGUUUUGAAGGCGAAGAGGAAGGUGUUCUGUUAUGCAACAGGCAUUCAUUUACAUCAGUCAGAGAUGAAGGAAAAGUCCAAGAAUGCCGCGAAGACGAGACGAGAGAAAGAAAAUGGAGAAUUUUAUGAACUGGCGAAAUUACUGCCCUUACCUUCCGCCAUCACCUCACAACUGGAUAAGGCUUCAAUCAUUCGGCUGACAACCAGUUACUUGAAGAUGAGAGCCGUGUUUCCGGAUGGGCUGGGGGAGGCCUGGGGCCAGCCUACCAGAAUCAGCCCUUUGGACAACAUGGCAAAAGAACUGGGCUCCCAUCUACUGCAGACUCUGGAAGGCUUCGUAUUCGUCGUCGCUUCAGAUGGCAAAAUCAUGUACAUCUCUGAGACUGCAUCAGUCCACCUCGGCCUAUCCCAGGUGGAGCUGACGGGUAACAGUAUAUUUGAGUACAUCCACCCAUCAGACCAUGAUGAGAUGACAGCCGUGCUCAGUGCCCAUCAGCCCCUCCAUCAUCACUUCCUGCAAGAGUACGAAAUUGAGCGCUCUUUUUUCCUGAGGAUGAAGUGUGUGUUGGCCAAGCGUAAUGCAGGACUGACUUGUGGAGGAUAUAAGGUGAUCCACUGCAGUGGCUAUUUGAAGAUCCGUCAGUACGUGAUGGACAUGGCGCUGUUUGACUCGUGUUAUCAGAUCGUGGGUCUGGUGGCGGUGGGCCACUCCCUGCCUCCCAGUGGUAUCACAGAGAUCAAGCUCCAUAGCAACAUGUUCAUGUUUAGGGCCAGCCUGGACCUCAAGCUCAUCUUCCUGGACUCCAGGGUGGCUGAGUUGACGGGAUACGAACCCCAGGACCUGAUCGAGAAGACACUAUACCACCACGUGCACGGCUGUGACGUAUUCCAUCUACGCUUCGCUCACCACCUCUUGUUGGUGAAAGGGCAGGUCACCACUAAGUACUAUCGUAUGUUGUCCAAGCACGGGGGCUGGGUGUGGGUGCAGAGCUACGCCACCAUCGUCCACAACAGCCGCUCCUCCAGACCCCACUGCAUCGUCAGCAUCAACUAUGUUCUGACGGACGUGGAGUAUAAAGACAUGCAGCUGUCUCAGGAGCAGAGUCGAGCGGCCAAAUCCAGCUUGGCCUUUAAGAGUGGCCCGGCCUCCUUUCAGGACCCCCGCAAACAACUUAAAACCAAAGCAGUCAAGAUCAAGAGCAAACUCAAAACAGCCCCCUACCCUCAGCCCAACAGCACCUACCACCCAAACAAGCUGGACUGCUCCCCCCAAGGAGAGGGCUGGAAGGAGAGCCCCCCCUACCCUAUGACCCCCUGCCAGGGGCAGAGCUCUGGCCCCUCUGGAGGCCCAGAGGCUGGAGAGGUCCUGUGUAGCAUCAGCGCCCCGUAUGGCCUCUCCUUCCCCUACCCAUAUGGACACCUACCCCACACGGACUCCCAGAGGAGGUUGCGACCCACCCAGGGUUCCUCUUCCGCCUCACCUUCCCCCAGCCUGGCCGCCCAGCAGCUGCUCAGCUCCCUGCAGGGUCGAGGGGGCGAUGGGCGCUGGAGCUGUGCCAACGCCAAAACCCACCCUGGUCACACCCUGAGGCCCUCUGCUGCAUCAUGUGCCAUCACCACUGCCACUGCAAUAGCAUAUUCCGGCCCUACGGUGAGCAGGAGGUAUCCCCCCAGCGAACCCCUCCAUGACGGCUUCUCCAGCUGCGUGACCCUGCGCUCUAACAGCAGGUUCAAGGACGAGCCCUAUGAGCAUCACACGCUUGGCCAGAGGAAGACCACAGAGGACCGCCUGCACUCCCAGUCACAGGCCACGAAAGAGGACAGCAAGCUGCCGUUCAACCGAGACCACCUCCACAAGGCCUCAGAGGGAGGUGGUUGCAUAGUAGGGGAGAAGCCUUUGUCCUGUCCCAUGCUGAAUAGCUCUGUGCUGGGGAAGGCAAGCUGUAAGCAGUCCCGGUCCCUCCACGGCCUGGUCCAGCCCUUCCCCAUGCAGGUGGUGCUGGAGCAGCGCAGGAGGCUGUGUAUGAUGGAGUCCCCCUACAGCCACAGUGCCACCGGCCCCUUGGAGCACACGGACUGCAAUGGAGAGCGGAGGACCCCCAAGCUACUGGAGGCUGAGGCGGUGGAGGAGGAGAGGAGGAUGUGGAUGGGGGUAGGAGUUGAAGUUGGGGUUGGGAUGGGGGUGGGAGUUGGGGCAGGCCUGCCAGCCCAGGCGCCGUACGUGUCUUUGAACCUCCACCACGUCUUGGCCAAACACAGCUCCUUCCAGGCCCCGCCCUACGCUGCCCUCGGCCAUUUGACGGACAGUUAUGGUUACCGCGGCGAUGAAAUGGGUUCUUAUGGCUACAAGAGCCAAAGCCCCGCCUCUAGCCCCUCCCCUGAGACUCACAAAGAGAUCCCUCAUUACAUCGGCACGUCCGUCAUCAUCACCAACGAGAGGUGA